GUGCUGAGGGCAAGAAAGUCCCACACUGCAUAGACUUGCUCCAUCAAGCUGCUAAUGCAGAAUAUUUUCUGGAGGCAAUUGGUGCGCCUGUUGCUGGCCAGAAUUGUGGACUAAUAAGGGUUAACUGCUCUCCCUAUCUCCCCCCUCCCUGUGCUUCUGUCAGAGACCUGCUUUGCUCUCCAGCCAGGCUGGGCUCAGCGCUCCAGCAGCUGCUGACAGUGAGCCGAGCCAGGUCCUGGGGUCAGGCAAAGCACGGGUGAAGGUGCACAGCCCCCCAGGAGCUCCAGAACAGAAAGAGCAGCAGCCAGAGCUCCGGAGGUUGCAGAGCUACAUUAGCUGGAAAUAACCUUCAAAAAAUAUCAAUCUAACUAAAUAUCAAAACUGUUCUCCUUUUCUUGAAAGACAACAAGCCGUCUAGCUACGAUGCCUAUUGAGGAGCCAUAUGGAAAAAACAGUUCUGUCCUGCUAAACUGGUUGCACAGUUUUGUUUUUCAUCUGUCUACAGAGAUCUGAAAACUCCAUGUUGUUUUAUUCUAUGCUUUUUCUGCAAAGAAAGCGAGUGAACAGGGGCUCAUCUGGCUAGAAGCGCAAUAGUACUGAAGAUGUCCUGUGUCUGGUUUUACCUGCCCCUCUGCCUUCUCGCAGCUGCUUGCCUGUGUCAUUCCCUUAAAGCACCCACUGCCAGUUCUCAACAGAACUUCAAGAGUGGUCUCUUCAACUUCUAUCACUCCUUAAUUCUUGCUGAUGGUAAGGAAACUACAGUUCAUCUACUGAAGGAUAUUCCUAAGAGGUAUUACUUCGUUUUGGAGGAAGACAGAGCUCCUGUACCUUUCACAAUAACAGUGACCCCUUGUGAUGUUCCCAUUGAGUGGAGCAUACUUGUGCACAGGGCUUCAGCAAAUUUGCUUGGGAAAGCAGCACAAGGUCUGCGUUUUCUUGCAGGGGAUCUCGAUACCCAAGAUGUCUCAAGAAUCCAGAAGGCUACAAGCAUGGUAACCACCAUUUUCAGCUACAAGGGAAAUUCAGUGGAGACUUAUGUGGGUAUGUCCUCUCAGUCUGCCCUCUAUAUACUAGAGUUCUUAUCCACCGAGCGUGACACACACAUCACUGUGUACUUAACAACUGACACCACAUCUGGGCACCUCUAUCCAGAACUUCCACUGGAUCCACGCAUAGAUGUGAUUGGCAUUGGCCAUACAACAGUGACUCUGACAUGGAAGCACAGUCCCUCUGCCUUGCAACACAGAGACAACAUCCAGUACUGUCUUCUAGUUAAUGAAAAGCACAAUUAUAAGAGCUUGUGUGCUGCUGAGACAGCAAUCAGAUUCUCUGGAAUGAAAACACCACGAAAUUUAGCUUUGUCUCUCUCUCCAUACCUUCUUGAACCACAGCAGGUAAUGAUAUUAUCCAACAGUGAACUGAGCAUCAUCAACAAAGUGCACAGUGGGGAAGUCAGGCAGAUAUGCAUGGGUACCAAGAACACAUAUACAGUGCCCAGCCUCAGUCCCAACACUCAAUAUUAUUUUGAUGUUUUUGUUGUCAAUCUCCUCACAAAUGCCAGUGCUGCUUACACUGGGACAUUCGCAAGAACUCUAGAAGAACCUGAGCCUAAGGUGAUGAAACUGAAAGAUGGGAAGGCAGUUCAGGUUGUUCUGGAGGGGAAAAAGCAGAAAUUGUACAGUCUGCAGUACCAAGCGAGGCACAAGAAAGUACAGUUUGCCUUCCAGUUGUGCCGUGGUCAAGUACAGGUUGACAUAACAAAAAAUGGUAAAACAGUGGCAUCAGAGAACAUUCUAGGAUUGAGGUACUUGUCACUGAAGGGAAAGCCACUGGACGUGUACCUGGUACAGCUGAAGUCCACAGAGGAAUCCAGCUCUGCUGUGAAAGUGCAGGUCUCCCCCCAUUACCACAAGCCCUUAUUCCCACUUCUUCCAGAGAGCUUAAAAAUCAAGUCUUUCAGUAAACUGAGGACUUGCAACUCCGUCACCAUUGCUUGGCUAGGAACACAAGAGCAGAGCAAGUACUGUGUGUACAAGAAAAGGAUUGAAGAAGAUCAAGUCUGGAUGGAACUGCAAAAUACAGACACUUGUUCUGGACCUGAGUCUCGGCGCAAGUCUGAGAAAGUGCUGUGCAAGUAUUUCUAUGACAUAAAUCUCCAGCGAGCUGUCACCACAGAGACCAUCAAAGGGCUGGAUGCAGGGACACUGUACUUGUUUGACAUUUAUCUCAUUGGGCCAUCGGGCAUCCCUGUCAGAUACCACAGCAAAGUCGUGAAGACAAGGAAAAAAUGUUGAAAGUUGUUCAAGAAACUUUUUGAAAUGAGUGAAUGAAGACCAAAACCACCAGUGAUCCAUAUCAUAGCCCAUGCAGUUUAAUACAUGAUAAAAAUAUUCUAAAGCCAUGAUAUUCUGUAGAGGGAUUUUCUUACUUUAGAUCAUUACACUUUUGCAUCUUCUCCUGCAUGUGUCUUUUCUCCUCCCCUCAGCUGCCUCAUUGAGAUAUCAUGAGCAUGACAUUCAUGCACACAGAAAUAAAAUACUUACAGUGGCACCCAUAAGAAAUAGAUGGGUUACUCAAAAUGCUUCUGAAAUACAACACAGGAAAUGUCAAAAACCUCUCGAGAAGCAUCAUUAUUUUUAAGUCCCAGUUUUCCACUGCGUGCAAGUCCAUUAGCUAAUGAGGAAAUGAGAAAACCCCAAGUCGAGCUGCAUUGGAGUAAACAAACUUCCCUGCUGCUUGAACAGUUUGCAGGGAUAGAAGAAAUAAAGUCUGUGGAACUGUUACUGAGGUGGCACAACUCAACAGCUCAGGUAGAGCAGGCUGAAAUACCUUCUCUAUUACCUGCAUGCUAGCUUGACUUUUAUCUUCAUAGAUAAAUUGUUAUUGGUUAGAAAGGGCCAAAACUCCAGUCAGGACUAGUUCCUAAUCCAGUUUUGCUGGGAGCAUGCACAGUGAUGUGCUGCUACCCACUGAGGAAAUAACAAAACAAAAGCCUUUCUAUGGCAGUAUUCCUUUAUAUAUAGCCCAUGUUAUCAAGCCUAAAUCCAUCUGAGUGACUACUCAGAGUCAUGCACUUGCUCUUGACAUCCCCCAACCCAGCCUGUAUCAAUUAAUGUGGUGCUUUAGGAAAAAGUGUUCUUUUUAUUUUUAAUAUCAAGAAUGAAGAAAUAUUUGUAGUACAGAGCCUGACAAACAUGUUUUCUGUUGUCUGCUUCCUUGAUUACCUUCCUCAGAUGACACAAGAGAAAAAAAAUAUGAAAAAAAUUCAAAAAAAUAAAAGUCUUCAUAAGAAAAUGCGUUGAAUUUCAAUUAUCAGCAGAAAAUCAUUUGCAUGAAGGCUGAUGGCAGGUCUGGAAUUUAUGGAUAAAGAAUAUAAUAGAGUGACUGACCAAAAGCUUGCUAGAGAAACCUUACCUGCAAUCCUUUCCUCUGUAAUUAUACUGCACAAAAAUAAGCAAUUAAUUACACUAUCGUACAUUUCAAAAGUUCACUUGCUAUCCAGGUCCAAGGUUGUAUCUUACUCUGAAGAAUUACCACCACCAAACACACUUGGAGGCACUCAGUAAGGACAGAAUCACUCCUCUGCAUACAGAGGAGCAAUUAAACAUUUCUUGCUCCAAAGACUUUAUAAAAUCAUGCUAAAGGGGACAUUCACUCAGCCUCUGUGUGAUGCAUCCUGUACAUAAGCAGACUCAGUCACAGAAGGGUUCCAGCCUUUCCAUGUGAUUAGCAGCAAUGCCUGGGCCUUGACUAGGCUUUAUAUUCCUGCUGACAGGAUUCUGGAUUGAGCAGCACUGCAGCAGGAACCAUGUUCUGACCUCCUUCUAUAUUCUACAGGCCUUUUGGCUAAUUACAGUGGCUGGCAGCUGCAUUGCAUUUUUCCAGGGCAAGCCUUCUCUUCAUUUCACUCCUGUCAAAAAUGAGUCUCAGCUCAAAGAGCAACAGAACUCACCUCCACUUGGAAGUCUGAAAUACUUUUUUUUCUGUCUUUCUCAAUGUCAGGCAUUUAUAUUCUGGAAGAAGUUCGUUUAGAUGUCUGACAAAUAACUAAUAACAAGAAUAAUAAGAACAGGAAGAUAGCUUAGCUGCACAUACAAAAUACUGUGCGUCUACAGCCCUUAGCCCAUAAUAGCAUUAACCCUUGCUUUAGUCCUCUAUAUGUGUAUCACAGCAAUGUCACUGGAUGAAGACAGGCACACUGGCAUGCUACCUGAUACCCACACCUCUACCGAAGAGUAUCCUUCAUGACAAAGCUGGUUUGAGACUUCCCAGCAAAGCCUUGGCUAUGACACAAGCAGAGCAACUAUCAGUGGUUAGGGGGCUGCUGCUGGGCUCUCGCUCACAGGAGCUGCCACCCAGUUUCUCUACAAGCAGAAGUCCUGCUCACAGGAGACACAGCUGGGCUGUGGAGAGGAACGUGCUGCUCUGCCAAAACCAAACAACUCUGUUAUAAACAGAACAGACAGCCUGCCUCCAGGGUAACAGCCCACACUGCCCACAUGUGCAUCCAGGCAUGGUCUGUAGCACAGAGUGCAGCAAGGAAUAAUAUUCCAUUCCACUGGUCUUUCCACUGUGAUUCUGCUUGUGUGCGCCAGUCUGCUGAGCUGUCAUUAGUUCACUCAUGCUUACAGCCUGCCUACAAAGCAGCUCUUGGGUGCUCAGGUUUAAGCCAGGUGCCACUUUGCUCACUGCUGUUCUGGUAGUGAAGGCACUGUCUAACAGUGUUGGUACCCCUCCUGCCCUUACCAACAGCUUGUUGUGCAGUUCCCUGCCCUCAGCAU
Messenger RNA from Coturnix japonica (Japanese quail), 4781 nucleotides. Lineage: Eukaryota; Metazoa; Chordata; Aves; Galliformes; Phasianidae. The record is from RefSeq and is a predicted model, not a curated record.